AUGCGUGACCUACGAUGCCCCGUUGUGUUACCCCGGUAUCUGCGAGACACCGGCGAAUGUGAACUCGACGAUCAAGGUUUUCGUCAAGCGGUUGCGUGCAAAGGGGGCAACGUGGACGACGCACCAAAUGUGUGGAUGAUUCCAGAGAUUGAAUGUAGUGAAGUGGAACAUUCGAUGGUGACGCUACACAAAAGCCUCGAAGGAGCAGUCAACGUGUACACGAUGGAUCUCCGCGGCAAUGGACGCGGAACACUGCUCGAUUGUGCAUCAGGUCAAAGCACGACGAGCGUGUCGCAGUCGGAGAGCCCUGAUUAUUUGACGGACAUUCCUGCGUGUGCUCAAAUCCUGCAGGACCAGUAUGGAGACCUCGCUUCGUUCUCGAUCACAAGCGCUGCAACGGACAUUUCACACUUCAUCCACAAGCAUACGAACGGCGCGAGUACAAUUGUGUACGGUGUGAGCGGCGGAACGAUGCAGGUCCAGCGUCUGAUGCAGUUGGAUCCGCCGAGCGUGAACGGAUACGUUUUGGACGGCGCCAUGGCCUAUGCAGUAUCGCCUGCCAAGAAGACUUAUCGGUCAGAUUACGACGCUGAUUUUGCUAGCGUGGGCGAUACUUUCAUGAAGCUGUGCGCGCAAGACCGCGACUGCGCUUCUCACUUUAAAGCCACCAGCUUGUCUGCCACGCUUCACCAUUUGCUCCAGAACUUCGACAGGAAUCCCAACUCGACAUGCGCCUCGUUGGUAUCAAACUCAUCAGAGUAUGGGCCAGCCGUCGUCUUACAGACUACGCGGGUAGUCUCCUGUUGA
Molecule: messenger RNA, 807 nt
Organism: Peronospora matthiolae
Lineage: Eukaryota; Oomycota; Peronosporomycetes; Peronosporales; Peronosporaceae
Source: the annotation of a GenBank genome assembly